Cricetulus griseus (Chinese hamster) is the source of this 1377-nucleotide messenger RNA. The record is from RefSeq and is a predicted model, not a curated record. Lineage: Eukaryota; Metazoa; Chordata; Mammalia; Rodentia; Cricetidae.
AUGGAUCAGAAAGAAGGGAGUUCCACUGAGAAUGGGACCACUGUCUCCCCAACUUUGGGGAAUCUUGGGACACCAGGAAGUCAAAGCACUGCACAGGAGGUGGCAGAAGGCACAGCUGGGACAAGUGUCAAAGAAGGGGCUCCAGAUGAGGCAGAGCAGCAGUGCAAAGCAGCAUCUGAGAGUGGAAUGUCAGGGGAAUGCCCAGAGCAAGUAAAUGUAUUAGAUGGGCUCAAUGUAGAUUUGCAAGGGGAGGCCAGUGGGAAGGAAGAAGUCAAGGUUGACCUUGCAAAGGAGGAAGGUGGGAAGGAAGAGACCCACGUGACUUCUCAGGAAGAGACUGUCAAGAAAGAAGAGACAAAACCUGAACCCAGCGAGGUUAAGGGAAAAGAGGAGGCCACGAUGGCUUCGGAGAAACAAAACGCUGAUGGAAAAGAGGCCAAUGUGGACUCUAAAGAGAAAUUGGACGUGAAUGAUGACGUCAAGCCUGAACCCAAGGAAGGUGUUGGGGCAGAGGUUACCGUCAAAGAGGCUGAGGCAGAAUCUCAGAAGGCUGAUGUGAAAGUCCAGGCCAAUGCUGAACUUCAAGCCGAUGGUGGGAAAGAGACAGAAAGUGACACAAAGGAGCAGGUGGAGCCAGGGAGUCCCACUGAAGAGCAGGAGCAGGCUAAGGAAAAAGAAUCAGAAGAAAGGGCAGCAGUGAUUCCCAGCUCCCCUGAGGAGUGGCCGGAGAGCCCCACAGAUGAGGGAGCCAGCCUCAGCCCAGAUGGGUUGGGUCCAGACUCUACUGGAGAGACCAGUCCUUCGGCCAGUGAGUCUUCGCCCAGUGAUGUGCCCCAGAGCCCCACGGAGCCCCCGCCCGCGGAGGAAAAGAAGGAGAGAGCACCAGAACGCAGGGUGUCAGCCCCUACUCGACCCCAGGGACCCCGAGCACAGAAUCGCAAAGCCAUCCUGGACAAAUUUGGCGGGGCAGCCUCUGGCCCCACUGCACUGUUCCGGAACACAAAGGCAGCUGGGGCAGCCAUUGGUGGUGUUAAGAACAUGCUUUUGGAGUGGUGCCGGGCCAUGACGAGAAACUAUGAGCAUGUGGACAUCCAGAACUUCUCCUCCAGCUGGAGCAGCGGCAUGGCUUUCUGCGCCCUCAUCCACAAGUUUUUCCCAGAUGCCUUUGACUAUGCAGAGCUGGACCCAACAAAGCGCCGGCACAACUUCACCCUAGCCUUCUCUACCGCAGAGAAACUAGCCGACUGUGCGCAGCUGCUGGAAGUGGAUGACAUGGUGCGGCUGGCAGUGCCCGACUCCAAGUGUGUCUACACCUACAUCCAAGAGCUGUACCGUAGCCUUGUGCAGAAAGGGCUGGUGAAGACAAAAAAGAAAUGA